Molecule: messenger RNA, 1524 nt
Organism: Gambusia affinis (western mosquitofish)
Lineage: Eukaryota; Metazoa; Chordata; Actinopteri; Cyprinodontiformes; Poeciliidae
Gene: sirt4
Product: sirtuin 4
Exons: 4
Coding region: 160-1092 (310 amino acids)
Molecular function (GO): NAD+ binding; NAD-dependent protein lysine deacetylase activity
Source: RefSeq, a predicted model, not a curated record
ACUCCCAGACUCCUACGCGGCUUUUUGGUGUUACGUUGAAAUGGGUAUUUCCUGUGUUUGCAGCUGGUUUCCAUGUUAUAUCAGCUGGUUCUGGUUUGACAUGUUACCUAACAAAGCUGUGCACUGCCGGUUACUGUGGUAACUUUACUCAUUAAAAAGAUGCGGCUCCCCCUGCGCCUCUUCCCAUUUCUCCCCGCUCCUGUUCGGACAGCCUCCUCUGUCCCUGCGGGGAAGCUGAAUUUCGUCCCCGCUUGCAGCACCGCCGAUGCCCGCUCUCUGGAGCAGCUGCAGGACUUUGUGUCCCGAUCCAGGCGGUUGUUUGUGGUCACCGGAGCGGGUCUGUCUACGGAGUCGGGCAUCCCGGAUUACCGCUCGGAGGGUGUCGGGUUGUACGCCCGCACCGACAGGAGACCGAUGCAGCACACGGAGUUUAUCCGCAGCGCCAAGUCCCGACAGAGAUACUGGGCCAGAAACUUCGUCGGGUGGCCGCAGUUCUCUUCCCAUCAGCCCAACUGUGCCCACCGGGCUCUGCGGAGCUGGGAGGAGAAGGGGAAGCUGCACUGGCUCGUCACCCAGAAUGUAGACGCCCUCCACUCCAAGGCAGGACAGACACGGAUUACGGAACUCCACGGCUGCGCCCAUAGGGUAACAUGUCUUGGCUGUGGCAGCAUCACCGCGCGGGAGCAGCUGCAGAGGCGGAUUGUCUCAUUAAACCCUGAUUGGAGCGCUCAGGCAGGAGCCGUGGCCCCGGAUGGCGACGUCUUCUUAGAUGACGAGCAGGUCCUGAACUUCAGGGUCCCGUCCUGUGAGCGGUGUGGGGGGAUACUGAAGCCAGACGUUACAUUUUUUGGAGACACGGUGGCCAAAGCAACGGUCCAAUUCGUGCAGGAGAGACUGGCAGAGGCGGACGCAGUGCUGGUUAUCGGCUCGUCGCUGCAGGUCUACUCAGGAUACAGGGUUCUACUGGCAGCGAGCGACAAGAAGAUACCGAUCGCCAUCCUGAACAUCGGACCCACCAGAGCAGAUCACCUGGCAGAGCUGAAAGUGAAGAGCCGCUGUGGUGAAGUUCUGUCAGUCAUCCAGCCCCUCUGACCUCACGGACAUGUUUAGAGUCAUCUCUGCUCUGCUGACUGAACUAACUCAGACGUUAGUAAAUGACCAUCAGAAUGACGUGCCGUGAAAGGACCGAUUAGAGGGCAAGAACUGCCGUCCUCACUGCUGGAGAACAAAAAAAAAACGGUUUCAGAAAUCUAACUUGUGUGCAACUGGAAGGCUCAAAACUGUUUGGUUUGUCUCCGUUUGACUUUUGAGCUGAACAUGACGAGGAUCUGUGUCACAUGUUCUCAGAGUGUAUAAGGUUCUUUAGAGGUGCUGCUUUAAAACACAACUGUUUUUAUCUAAAGUGACUUUUACUGGAAGAUAUUUGGACGAGAGCAAGUAGCUGCAGAAGUACGAAGUUAUUUGCGAAAUACAAUAAUUAAAAUGCAACUGCUCUCACAGUGCAAUUAAAAGAUUUUAAAUUCA